AUGAACUGCCCCUCACGCACCGACCCGAUUACCCCGGACGGAUACAACCAGAGCCCCAAUGCGCUCAACGCCGAUGCGACGACGAGAGCAGACUUGAAUCGCGUCGCCAACGCGCGCACGCGACAGGACCACCGGAUAGAUGCUGCAGACGGGACCGCGGGCGAGCUUGAGAGGAGCGUGCAGCACGUAGACGAGGAAGGGCUGGGUGGGCGCAAGGUGGGAGGGGGGAAGAGGGGGGUGGGUGUGGGUGUGGGUGUGGGAGAGACGAGUGCGGCGGAGAAGGCUGCUGUGGGCGAGGGCGCCGGUGGCGCACUGGGCGGACGUGGUCUUGAGAAGAGACGGGGAGUGAAUGCAUGGACCCGCAGAGCGGGGAAGAAGGGGCUCGCUGUGCUGCGCAAAUAUGCGAAAUUCGUUGGGCCGGGCUUCAUGGUUGCGGUCGCCUACAUCGAUCCUGGAAACUAUGCCACCGACGUCGCCGCCGGCGCCUCCUUCCGCUUCAAGCUCCUCUUCAUCGUCCUCAUGUCCAACCUCUUCGCCAUCUUCCUCCAGUCCCUCUGCAUCAAGCUCGGCUCCGUCACCGGCAUGAACCUCGCCGAGAACUGCAAAGCCCACCUGCCCCCCUGGCUCAACUACGUCCUCUACUUCUUCGCCGAAAGUGCCAUCAUCGCCACCGACAUCGCCGAAGUCAUCGGCACCGCCAUCGCCCUCAACAUCCUGAUCAAAGUGCCAUUGGUCGCGGGCUGCGCCAUCUCCAUUGUCGACGUCCUCAUCAUCCUGUUCUUCUACCGGCCCUCGGGCUCGAUGCGCGCGCUGAGGACGUUUGAGAUUGGGGUCAUGUGUCUGGUCCUGGGCGUGGUGAUAUGCUUCUGCUUCGAGCUAAGCAAGAUCAAGGCGCCGGUUGGCGACGUGUUCCGCGGCUACGUCCCGUCGUCCACACUCAUACAGUCGCAGGCCCUCUACCAAGCCUGCGGCAUCCUCGGCGCAACCGUAAUGCCGCACUCCCUCUACUUAGGCUCCGGCAUCGUGCAACCACGCCUCCGCGAAUUCGACGACGCUGCCGCCGCCGCCGCCGCCACUGCUACCCCCCACACUUUCAACUCCACCACCCCCGACGACACCGCCUCCCUAACCUCUGCCUCCUCCGACACGCAAACAAAAUACCGCCCCUCCCUCGCCGCCAUAAAUGCCUGCAUGUCCUACUCCAUCGUCGAACUCGCCAUCUCCCUCUUCACCUUCGCCCUCUUCGUCAACAGCGCCAUCCUCAUCGUCGCUGGCGCCAGCCUGUACGGGUCUGACGCCGCAGACGACGCCGAUCUGUUUUCCAUCCACGCUCUCCUCUCCUCGUCCAUCGCGCCUGUCGCGGGGACACUGUUUGCGCUGGCGUUGUUAUUGAGUGGGACCAGCGCCGGCAUCGUGUGCACGAUCGCAGGCCAGAUGGUCAGUGAGGGUCAGCUGAACUGGAGCGUCAAGCCCUGGAUGCGACGGCUGAUUACGCGGAGUAUUAGUAUCACGCCAUCCAUCAUCAUUGCCGGGGCGGUCGGCCGCGAGGGGCUGGGGAAGGCGCUCGAGGGGAGUCAGGUUGCACUCAGUGUGAUUUUGCCGUUUGUGAGCGCGCCGCUGAUCUGGUUUACAUGUCGGAGCCAGUACAUGCGGGUUGCGGUGAGGGCGGACGGACAUGGUGCCGAGGGAGAGGGCGAGUGGGUGAAUAUGCGGAAUGGGUGGGUGACGGCGGGGUUGGCAGUGGUCAUAUGGGGCGUCAUUGUGGUGAUGAAUGUAGCGCUCCUAGUGCUUGUGGGACGGGGUGUU
Paraphaeosphaeria sporulosa is the source of this 1806-nucleotide messenger RNA. RefSeq names its product natural resistance-associated macrophage protein. Gene Ontology annotation, cellular component: membrane. The annotation marks the transcript as partial. Lineage: Eukaryota; Fungi; Ascomycota; Dothideomycetes; Pleosporales; Didymosphaeriaceae. Gene Ontology annotation, molecular function: manganese ion transmembrane transporter activity; cadmium ion transmembrane transporter activity. The record is from RefSeq and is a predicted model, not a curated record. Gene Ontology annotation, biological process: intracellular manganese ion homeostasis; iron ion transport. The transcript is spliced from 3 exons.